Podarcis muralis (Common wall lizard) is the source of this 3421-nucleotide messenger RNA. It is a transcript of the gene E2F4, whose product is annotated as E2F transcription factor 4. Gene Ontology annotation, molecular function: DNA-binding transcription factor activity, RNA polymerase II-specific; protein dimerization activity; RNA polymerase II cis-regulatory region sequence-specific DNA binding. Gene Ontology annotation, biological process: regulation of transcription by RNA polymerase II. Lineage: Eukaryota; Metazoa; Chordata; Lepidosauria; Squamata; Lacertidae. Gene Ontology annotation, cellular component: RNA polymerase II transcription regulator complex. The record is from RefSeq and is a predicted model, not a curated record.
GCCCUGCGGCGGCCGGAAGCGGCAGAGGGGUCAGCGCGCGGGGGCCGUACCGGAGACCCGGGAUCUGCACCGGCCUCGGCAGCGGAGGGCCUGAGGCGGACGUGGAUGGCGGAGUCCGCGGCGCAGCCACCGGGGGGCGCCCCGAGCCGGCACGAGAAGAGCCUGGGGCUGCUCACGACCAAGUUCGUGUCUCUGCUGCAGGAGGCCAAGGACGGCGUGCUCGACCUCAAGCUGGCAGCAGAUACCUUGGCAGUGCGGCAGAAGCGGCGCAUUUAUGACAUCACAAAUGUCCUUGAGGGCAUAGGGCUGAUUGAGAAGAAGUCCAAGAACAGCAUACAGUGGAAAGGAGUAGGUCCUGGCUGCAACACCCGUGAAAUUGCCCACAAGCUGAUAGAGCUGAAGGCAGAGAUUGAGGACCUGGAGCAGCGGGAGCGGGAGCUGGAGCAGCAAAAGAUGUGGGUGCAGCAAAGCAUCAAAAAUGUGACGGACGAUGUACAAAACAGCCGGUUAGCCUAUGUGACUGAUGAGGACCUCUGCAAAUGCUUUCCAGGUGACACACUGCUAGCCAUCCGAGCCCCAUCGGGUACUCAGUUAGAGGUUCCUGUCCCUGAGGGCUUAAAUGGUCAGAAGAAAUACCAGAUCCACCUGAAAAGUACAAGCGGUCCAAUAGAUGUCCUGCUUGUAAAUAAAGACGCCUGGAGCUCUCCUCCAGUGGUACUACCUGUGCCUCCCCCGGAAGACCUCAUUCAGUGUCAGCCGGUCACACUCUCUAAGGCACAGAGACCACCUGUUGCCCACUUCCAAGAAGCAUCUCUUCCCAGUGGUACACACCCUUCUGCACCAGUUCCCAACAGCACACAGGACCAGGUCUCUGCUGUGCAGAAAACAGCCAGCGCCACAGAUAGUGGCGUCUCAACGGCAGAAUCGAGAAGCAGCGGGGAGCUGGACCCACUUGCCCCCUCGACAGCACCAGCCAGCCCACCUGCUGGCCUGGACACGCAGCCCCUCCAAUCCUCCGCCUUGCUGGACAGCAGCUCCAUCCUGCCCAGUCCCUCCACCUCCUUUGAGCCAAUCAAGCCAGACCCCACAGAAAUACCGGAACUUCCCAAAGAGCUUUCGGAGAUGUUUGAUCCAACAAGAGAAUGCAUGAAUUCUGAGCUGCUCGAAGAACUAAUGUCAUCUGAUGUAUUUGCUCCUUUGCUCCGUCUCUCCCCGCCUCCUGGUGACCACGACUACAUCUACAACCUGGAUGAGAGCGAAGGGGUGUGCGACCUUUUCGAUGUGCCUAUCCUCAACCUCUGACUCCUGGCAUAUGGAUGGACUUUAGGAUACAUGUUUUUUAAAAAACAAACAAACCAGUCCUUGGAAAAACCUGGUGUUUUUUUGGAUUCCUUUUCUGCUCUAGUGCUUGAGUGACACACUUGGCUGCUCUGGUCUUGACUGAAGAUCAACAGGGAUGGACUUGCGGACCAAGCAGCAGCAGGAGCAGCAGCUCCCUUUCCUGGCUUCUUUUCUUCCUUUCCUAUGUUGCACAAGGCAGUCCCCUGGUUUCCCUCUUGCUCCAUUUUUGGCUGUCCUUUCACUAGAUCUGAGGCCUCCUUCCCAGCGGCCUGCGGUCAAUUCUUCCUGAACAGCAGAAGAGCUUCCUUGGGUCUGCAAGCCUGGCUUGGCUGCCCUACACUCCUGGUGGCACUUUCUGGAGAGAAUAGGAGGGAUGAACAACGGGGGCAGGGAAGGCUCAUGCUGUCUUGUCUUUAUAGCUUGUCUCUAUGUAUUUCAGAGGUGCUCAUUUCCUUUUCUCUCUCUGGCAACUACACACUUUGACACAAGGAACGAGGGGGAGAGGGGGAAGCGACGCCUUGUCAACCCUGCCUUGGAUCCAUUUUAUGUAUGGAAGGUGCUCAGAAACUUCUUCCCGAGUUUCAGCCGCUUCUGUUUCACUUUGAGAGCACGACGAUCACUCGGUCUUGCAAGCCGAAACAUGUCCAGUUCUUCUCCUUUAGCCGUGUAGAGGUGCCAGUUUUGCACAGUCACUUUUCCUCCAAAGAGUCAGGAUGGAGAAACAAAUUGCCCCCUCCCCAACAGCCAAGUUGUUUAGGGAUGGGGAAGCUUGGCUGGGAUUGCCUGCAAUGCAAGGCCCUGAGCUCGACAGUGAGAGCCCAAGAGGAGGGGCUUGGAUUGAGGGAAGGGGCCAAGUCUGGGUGAUUUAUUUCCAUAUCCUCGGUCAAUGCUGAAGGUGGGCUUUUUUUGAGUGCAUUCGAGCUACUGCAUUUUUCCCUUUCCAAAUUGCUGCUUUCAUUUGGAUGCCCAUCCGUGCAGCUUAUCUUCUCUCCCAGAGUCUGUAUGCGACACAUCUUCCCCACCUUCCAACACUGAGUAUUGCUCACCUCCCCACCUGCACCCGUGAACCUCCUCCUAUGACUCCUUUGCACUUCUCGACCUCUUUCCCGUAACCGCAGUGUUGCUCUCCAGUCUGCAGUUGUGCUUUCACCAGAUGCCAGCCCCUAACUCACGCUCCCUGGCCCGUAACCUUUGCACAGUUCUUGGCCGCAGGCACUGAAUAUGAAGGUGGUGCUGCCUUGCACCCUAACCUUAAAAACUGCUGCUUGGGUGAAGAGUUUGAUUUCAGUGGGAUUUAGACCUGCAGCCCUAAGCACACUCACCACUAAGCCGCCCAUAUUAAAUCAGGGAAUGUUUGUGUUGUCAUGUGGUAGCUUUUGGCCAGCAAGAGCUAGUUUAAGCUGGCUGCCCUGUCCUGCUUCCUAAGAGUGGCCACAAGGGUGUAAGUUGUGCGGCCGAUACUUCCCUCUGUAUGGAAUAUACAGCCCUACAAUUCCUCGGCAUCCUUUCCAGAGUGGGAACUUGUUAAUACUCUGCUUCCAGAUGCUUAGUGUUUAGAGAAGCCUCUGGUGUCCUGUUUAGCAGGGAUGGGCAACGUGGUGUCCUCCAGAUGUUGUACUCCAACUCCCAUCAGCCCCAGCCCACAUGGUCAGGGAGCUUUGGGAGUUCUAGUCUAGCCACACCUGGAGGGCUACCCAUGUGCUUAGGCACCUGUGAGGACACCUUCCUGGCCUGCAUGUGUCUGUUUCCAGAGCAGUUCCUGCAUUGCACAGAUGCUCUAGGAAGCCCAGAGGUGUGUCCCAUUUCUUCCUCCCCAAUAGGCUCAGGGGCUUCUCUGUGUCUUUGGGAGGGAUCUGUUUAGCAGCUGAACCGUCACUUCCCUUUGCUAUAAAUUUCUUGCCUUCUCUUUAGAUGACGUCCUGGAAAAGAUACCUAAAGAAAAUGUACAAUGGGAAGGGGGGUGGAAAUGAACUUUGAUUCAUAUAUAAAGAUUAUUUUUAUACUUUUUGCAGCAAGAGACUUGCCUGUAAUAUUUGUACAGUUUUUGUUUUUUUGAGUGAAUAAACAAAACCUUUCCAAA